AUGGGUUCAUUCGAACACGAGACACAACGAACGAAUCCGGCAGUAAAGAGUAGCCAUACCGCCACAGACAUAGCAGAGACAGAAGAAGAAAAACAUCUUAAAUCUCAAUAUAAGGAUGAAUUGACCAAAUUACAGGAGCUAUUUGCUGAUUGGACGGAGGCAGAUUUACUCUUUGCUUUACAAGAAGCUCAGGGCGACCUUGAGCUUACGAUUACUCGGGUUAGUGAGGGUCAUGCUAGUCAAUGGGGUGAAGUUAGAUCUCGUAAGUCUAAAAAGGAACAGAGUAAUAAAGCUAAGGCAGGCGGACAACAAUCUGGCAACGCUCAACGCGGACACCAAAGAGGUGGUUAUAAUGAUCGUGGUCGGACUCGUGGUGAAGGUGGAUCUCGUAGUGGAAGAAAUACUGAUCGUUCUCGAGGACCAAAGAGAGAUAACAGUUCGGGUUAUACUCGACCUCCGCGUCAACAAAAUGGGCCAAGCACCGCUAAUCACGAUGACACGAACAACGGUGCUCACGCAAAAUUAGUUGCUGAUAACUGGGGUAAUAACGACAGUUCUGGUGGCGAUUGGAAUGACGCCAACGAAAGCUGGUCUUCUGAUUCCAAAGGUCUUAAUGCCCGGGGCAAUGACAGUAUCGCUACCAGUGACUGGAGUGCUGAAAAUCAAUUUCAAAAUUCAUGGGGUGAUAAUUCGGCGGAAAAUACUAAAGGCGGCUGGGAUAAUGACUCUGUUACUGAUAAAGGUCAGAGUAGUUGGACCAGCGAGGUUUCUACAGAAAAUAAUCAUAGUGGACGGAAUGGCGAUAAUAUUAAUAAUUCUGGAGGAUUGACAGCUAAUAAUAAAAAUAAAUCCGACAAUGUUAAUGAUAAUUUCCUAAGUCGGGAGGCCGACAAAUCCACAUUUGUGAAAGAAAAUAAUAACUGGGACACUGAAACUUCCAACAAUAGUUGGAAUGCUGAAAAUAACUGGACAUCAGAGACCUCCAAAGAUAAUCGGGGGACUGAUUCUAUCAAAAAUGGUAAAACAGUUAGGGAUGUGCAGAGAUCUCCUAAUCCUGGAGUACCUAAAUCUAUUGUGACUACAAGAUCACCAGUUCCCAAUAUAUCACGGACGAUUCCUUCGCAGCCAAAGGCAUCUUGGGCUCAAAUUGUGAAACCUGAGUCGAAACCGGAGCCAAAACCUGAACCCGUCUCACCUCCUAUACAUAAAAGCUCACCUGAGAACAUAAAAGUUGUAUCUCCAAAAAUAACGAAAUCACCAAUUCCUGUACAGCCUUCACCACCACCUAAAAUGCCUGAACCUAUCAGCUUACCUUCUCCACCAGAAGAAGUGUCAGCAGCGCCUGUAGUUGCAGCAGCUAAAACAGAAGAGAUCAAGGGGUCAUCCAAAGAAAUUACAUCUCCAGAACAACCAGCAAUUACUCCUGCUACAUCUUCACCAGUUGUAAAUCUUUCACCACACUCAAAGGAAAUUACACCACCUGGUAUAAUUAAUAAAACUAAACAAGCCCCCCAUCGUAAGUUGAAGCAAGAUGCAGCUGUCGUAAUGCCAAGUGCUGGGGCUGGUUUAGAAAGGGUUGGUGUGCAAUUUGGAAGUUUGAACAUAUCAAAUUCCAAUGAAGAGAACGCAGAAACGGAGGCACCUAUUCAAAGGACUGAAGAACGAUCACCUGUCGCACAACAGUCACAGGUUCAGCCACAAUCUGUUUCUUCACUAUCCCAAACGGGUUCCGUAAAUCGGUCAAUUCCAACCACAUCAGUACAAAAUGCUUUGCCGUCGUCCGCUGGCAACGUUCCGUCUGCUACACCUUCGAAUGCUGCUGCUCCGACACCUACCCCCCAAAAUUUCAAUCCAUCGUACUUUAAACAGGAGCAAACAUCUGCCUAUUUAAGUCAACAGCAUCAUUUAGGGUUAGCUACGGAACCAUUAAAUGCUCCUUACGGUUCUUAUCUGCCGAGUCAGCAACUGUCAGGGUUUAGUAUGGGUCCAAUUCAAUCGUUACCAGAAUAUGGUGCUCUGUAUCCUGAUGCUCAGCGCAUGAUGGGUUACUAUGCUGCUGACCCUGCGUAUAACCAAGCAUCCCCUGUUACUUCUGCUGGAUAUCAAGGACGAGGAGAUAAUAAGUAUACUCCUGAUACAACUACGAGUUCAUCUAAUCAAACAACAACAUAUCCGCUUAGUGUACAGUAUUAUCCAUACUAUUAUAUGGCGAACCAAUUUCCUUCUGCAUAUCAGCAAUCCGGGUAUGGUCAACCCUUUGUAAAUAAAUCCAUGUAUCCCAUGUAUAAUCAUCCACAUUCGACCAAACCUGGAUCCGCUUCAGGUGCAUCACCUUAUGGUUAUCCUACAACACCUACUACGCCUAAUACUCCACAUCACUAUUCGCACACUUCAAAUACUGGCUACGACGAGAUUACUGCAGCGCAAAUACAUCAUCUACCUGGUGUUCAUGGCGUUCAUGAUUAUCCAAAAGCCUAUGGCGGGAUUCCACCUCUUAAUUUUUUGGGAAACGCGGCAGGUAAUAAUCCACAACCCACUUCAGGAUCUGCGGGAUCAAACUCUACUAGCGGGAAAACUAGCAACAAUGGUAGUUCUGAAUUGAAUAGUCCAGCACAGUAUAAGGGAUAUGCCGACAAAGCUUCAGCCGGUUCACAACAAGCUGGAGUUGGGCAAUCUGGAGCUCAACAACAGCAGCAGCCUAAUCCUAAUUACUAUGGGCAGCAAGCUCAACAAAUGUUUAAUAAUUACCAAUAUCAGCAGACGCAUCACCAGUAUCACCCACAUCAAGCACAUCAUCAAGCAGCUGGACGUAACCAGCAACAAUAUUGGAAUCAGAGCUAA
Messenger RNA from Cetraspora pellucida, 2841 nucleotides. The record is from the annotation of a GenBank genome assembly. NCBI's taxonomy places the organism in Eukaryota, Fungi, Glomeromycota, Glomeromycetes, Diversisporales, Gigasporaceae.